Molecule: messenger RNA, 2774 nt
Organism: Physcomitrium patens
Lineage: Eukaryota; Viridiplantae; Streptophyta; Bryopsida; Funariales; Funariaceae
Source: RefSeq, a predicted model, not a curated record
AGGUGGGUAUUGGACAGUUUUGAUCUGGGUAUCGGGGUGCUCGUCGAGGUUUCGAGUUAGGGUCUACUUCGUCUCAUUUGCUUCAACUCAGCGACUUCUUUCUGACGAUUGGGACGUGAGGUGCUGGACAUUUAUGCCGGUGGACAUUCUGGACGUUGAUAUAGAUAAGUUUGCUGCACAUUGAUGCUGGUGCAAGGGGUCUUGAAGUUGGUGGAAGCGGUGAUGAGGACUUGUGCUCUGAGAGUAGCGUGGAGAAAUCAUCGUCUGGGGGUAUAGGGGGUCGUGUUCCUCAGAUCGGGCUCGCCUCGUUGGUUGCCUAUUGAAUUGGGCCGUGGAGAAGAAUGGCUGACAGUGGUGGAAAUUCGGAAGAGCAGAUACGAAGCGUGGACGACCAGAUACGAGGCUUGGACGACCAGAUUCGACGUGUGCACGAGCAGAUAAGAUUAGUGGAAGAGAAGAUAGAAAGAUUGGAAGAGGAGAUCAACAGAUGCCCUAGCGAUGAAGAGAGGAAGCUAUUGCGGGGCAAGGAAGCGCUACUGCGAGGCGAGAAAGCGCAACUCCGGGAUGAGAAAGCGCAACUCCGGGACGAGAAGUCGCAAAUCCUGCAACGACGAGACCUGGGCACAGAAUAUGAGUGGCUGGUGCAGAAGGUCGUGCCGCCGACUCGCUCUUCACGGGCUGGCGUUUACCCAAGCAGCUCGAGCCAUGCACGGAUGUGGUUACCUGUCAGAGUAGAGCAUUGGGAUGUAAUGAACGAGAUCGAAGAAUUUCUAGAAAGCGCAGAUAGAAGGAGGCGUGUGUUUCGAAUGGCUGUCACCGCUUUCACUCAGGACACUAGACUGGAAGAGAAGCAUGAGAAUCAUCACAUCGCUUUUAUCCUGGGGGAAAUGGUAUCUUUUAUGCAGAAGAAGGAGCCGCAGUGUAACCUUCACUUUAAGUCGGAAUUCAUAAUCUUGAGCAAGAGAAAAGGGGGAAAUGACGGGAUAGGAUCGAGUGAGGGUGCGAGUUCAAGUGCCAUGGUUGACGUUUAUUCCGGAAGCCCUAGAGCAGAUUUCGUAAUCACUUUAAGGGAGAAGAAUGCUUUGGUCUUCGAGGUCAAGAAUGAAGGUCUGGGAAGUGACGGAGAUGACCCCUGGUUUCUCCACCGAGUUUGGACAGAUUGCUCUUGCACAUCAGGAGAGGGCAGGUGCGGGUUCGCCGUUUGUGGCAUCACGCCAUCUCAUGGUGAAAAGAUCAUCCGUUGUAUUAGUCAGUUGUAUGAGUACAUGGUUCUGUGUAAGGUGGGUUACGGUGUUCUAACCGAUGCAAGAAAUUGGUAUCUCUUCAAACGGGAUAAUGACGGCUGCCUCAAAAUAUCAGCUGGUAUUACGGCGAGUGCUGAGCCCCCGCGUGUGCUCGCUGCGUUGUCAUAUUUGGUGCACGCUGCUGCAGUGGAUAACUCUGAGUUUGGUGACCCAACGGGGAAUGGCCAAUUUCCCUUAGUUCAUGAAGCUGCCCCCUCUGAACAUUCCGACGAAAGCAGUGAUGACGACAUCAAUGAUCGAACCUUUACAGCACGUGUGAGACAAAAUAUGUCUUCCUCUGGAAAACGAAGGUCUGAAAGACAUAGCUCGGGUGGGGCGCAGCUGGCUUUGGAAGAUGUCCCCGCGGAGGACCUGAACCUGAAAAAGGCGGGCGGUGUCAUAAGUAGUGAGGGGUGGAGUGGAUGCGUUGUUAAUGGCCGUUUGCAUGGCCAACUUGUUGCAUUGAAGUUUGCCCACUUAGGCACAGAACGUGCGGAGGUGAGCCGGAGUUUCGUCAUGUGGAAAUGUUGCGUUCACAUCUCAAAGUGGCUGCUACUUCAUCUAAUCCGGGGACUGAGGUGGAGAGGUCCUGUUUGUGACAUCUUUACUGACAGCCCAUCUUUGGCCGCGCUUGUGCAGGCUCUCCUGAAGGAGGUGGUUGCCUAUACGAAGAUGGAGAAGCUUUGGGGGGUUUUUGUUCCUCGAUUAAUAGGAUAUGGAACCACAAAUAACGGUCGGGUUGUAUUUAUCGCGACUGAAUUGAUUGACGGUGUUGAGCUUGGAGAAGUGGCGGUGACCCGGGAGGUGGAGACUGCAGCGCUUGAAGCGCUUGCUGCAGUCCAUGCAUGCGGGUUGCUUCAUGGAGAUGUUUCCUUAAGUAACAUUAUGGUUGUGUGGGGAAAGAAGCCUACUGUCCGCAUCCUGGAUUUUGGCUUCUCGUGUAUUACCAGCAACAAGAAGUUACAGGAGGCAGAGCGCGUGCGCUUAAAGCGUCUUUUUUUCACACAUGGUGGAGCAGUGGGGGAAGAAGCAAAUGAUGCAAGAUAUCCUUGUAUUCUGCCUUGUUAAAUGCAAGGCAAGCCCUUGUCCAAGGAACUUUCACUUAUCGUGUUACAGCUAGAAGUACCGUGUUAAUGGCAUCAGAGCAGGGUCAACUCUCCAUUUGGAGAGUGCUAUCGUGCGCUUGAUACUUUGCGGCGUGUCUAGAAACAGAGGGAUUUGUGAAUCAUGCAUUUGCAUCCAUGCUCGACUAGGUCCAAUUUGAACCAGCUGACAGAUUCUGACUGGUUAUGUGUAUCUGUUGCUGAAGGGUUACAUGUAUCUGUAGAAAUUGAUGCCAGCAGGCAGGUAGGCUUGCACUAUUUUUUGGGCUCAAAGACAUACAUUGAUAAAACAUGAUGUGCAGAGGGGACGGUGGAUGUACUUUUCUACUAUUUCUAUAUUCAAAUAGAAAUAGCAUAAGUAAAUGUUUUUACUCCAUUAGAAUCACAA